Symbiodinium sp. CCMP2592 is the source of this 1239-nucleotide messenger RNA. Lineage: Eukaryota; Dinophyceae; Suessiales; Symbiodiniaceae. The record is from the annotation of a GenBank genome assembly.
AUGAACUUCGCCGAUUUUUUGGAGAACAUCUUUUCGACUGAGGAUGACAGUCACGCGUCAUUGCCUUUUACUUGCCCGCAGUCGUGUGUUGACAAGAUUCAUGCAUUCGACGAUGCUGAACUCCAGUUGGCUUUGAAACAGCUUCGGAAUGGUAAGUUUGCAGACGGCGAUGGCUUGGUCUUGGAAAUGUUUAUUCAUGCCGGCGGGAUGUUACAUCAGUGCUUACUCAGCAUGUACAACCAUAUGCUACAUGAACACGUUUGGGAUCCGAAGUGGUGCCAUACCGCUUUCAGCAUGCUCCCGAAGACUGGUGAUGCUUCAGUGGCUUCGAAUUGGCGCCCGAUUGCGAUAUUGAAAGUGACUUACAAAAUUUUCUCGAAGAUGUUGUGCUCGCGAUUGCAACCGCUGCUGGAAAGUUACCAGUCACCCGACCAAGUGGGUUUUCGUCCGCAUCGCGGGACUGAUCAUGCUUUUGCAGUGUUUGACACCAUAUGUGGCAAAUCAGUUGAGUGGAAAUGCAACUUGUGGUUUGCAAGCUUAGAUCUUACGAAGGCUUUUGAUCGCAUGGAACACAACGCAUUGUUUGCUGCACUUGCGAAACAGGGUGUGGAAUCUUCGUACAUACAGCUAUUGAAGGCAUUGUACUUGGGUCAGACAGGAUCUGUUCAUGGCAGCCGCAGAUUUCGCAUCGCGCGUGGAGUCAAACAAGGUGAUGUUUUGAGCCCUUUGCUUUUCAACGCUGGGCUUGAAGCAGCGAUACAAUCUUGGAAAUCCCGCAUCCGUGACUGUGGUAUUCACGUGGGUCACACCGAACGUUUGACGAACAUUCGCUUUGCAGACGACUUGAUGAUUUACAGCAAAUCGUCAUCUGAAUUGGCCUACAUGUUGGAAGUGUUGUCGGAAGAGCUUCUGAAAGUCGGUUUGCAACUCAAUCCGAAGAAAACAAAAAUUUUGACGACAACGGAGCUGGCAUCGCCAAUGUACUUGGAUGUGCAUGGAGACAUGAUUGCGGUUUUGCACGGUAAAGAUCAACAUCCUUACCUCGGACGUUUAUUGUGUGGCAAUCUCCGUGAGCGUGCAGCCGUGGAAUACUCACACCGUAUUCGGGUUGCACAAGUUUCAUUUACAUCGGCAGAGCUUGCUGAACAAACAUGUCUCAUUGAAGAACAGGUUGAAGCUGUUUCAAGCAGUUGUGACUCCGGCGGUACUGUAUGGACUAUCAACUUUGCCGCGUACUGA